Molecule: messenger RNA, 3933 nt
Organism: Exophiala oligosperma
Lineage: Eukaryota; Fungi; Ascomycota; Eurotiomycetes; Chaetothyriales; Herpotrichiellaceae
Exons: 3
Coding region: 1-3495 (1164 amino acids)
Biological process (GO): endocytosis; clathrin coat assembly; actin filament organization
Cellular component (GO): clathrin-coated vesicle; actin cortical patch
Molecular function (GO): phosphatidylinositol-3,4-bisphosphate binding; phosphatidylinositol-3,5-bisphosphate binding; actin filament binding
Source: RefSeq, a predicted model, not a curated record
AUGCCGGCGCCUCCGGUCAUUAGCCCGGCUGCGGCGUCAGCCUCAACAAUUGCUGACCCUGACCACACGACUCUUCUUACCGCGUCUGCCUACAGCAUUGAAGGGCACACACCCGUCAUCAAACCUAAGCCAUCCGUGCUGCGAAAGAAGAUCCACAGUACCUACCGCCGCCUAUCAAUCAUCAAACAUUCUGCACCACGCAAUCUGGCUUUCUUCGCAUCCCAAGCUUCCACUGCUGUCCAAGGACGCAAGUCCAACAAGGCCUCAGCACUCUAUGACGGUUUCGCACAGACUGAAGCUGUCCACGACCCCAACAUGUCUUAUCCUUCUGUUACCGGCGGCGGUGCUGGUCGCAACAUCGACAUGAGUAGAACUGAGUCCGAUCUCGCGGUCAACAUCCGAAAAGCCACCAGCAUCGAGGAAACUGCGCCCAAGCGAAAACAUGUCCGAAGCUGUAUCGUCUACACUUGGGAUCACAAGUCUUCCAUUUCUUUCUGGGCCGGAAUGAAAGUUCAACCCAUCCUCGCCGACGAAGUCCAGACCUUCAAAGCCCUCAUCACCGUCCACAAAGUCCUACAAGAAGGUCACCCCAUCACCGUCAGAGAGGCCCAACAAAAUGUCAAUUGGAUAGAAUCUUUGGCAAGAGGUGUCACCGGCGAAGGUCUACGAGGAUACGGACCGCUCAUCAGAGAAUACGUCUUUUUCCUCCUGGCCAAGCUGGGCUUUCACCGACAACAUCCAGAGUUCAAUGGUCUCUUCGAAUACGAAGAGUACAUCAGUCUGAAAUCAAUCAAUGACCCUAAUGAGGGAUAUGAGACCAUUUCCGACUUGAUGACACUUCAAGAUCAGAUUGACACAUUUCAAAAGUUGAUAUUUUCUCACUUCCGCGGUGGCGCCAACAAUGAGUGCAGAAUUGCAGCCUUGGUGCCCUUGGUGCAAGAAAGCUAUGGCAUCUACAAGUUCAUCACGAGCAUGUUGCGCGCCAUGCAUACCACCACCGGUGACGAUGAAGCUUUGGAACCUCUGCGCACCCGCUACAAUGGUCAACAUCAUCGUCUGAUCAAGUUCUAUUACGAAUGCUCGAACCUCCGCUACCUCACCUCCCUCAUUACCGUCCCGAAACUCCCCCAAGAUCCUCCGAAUCUCAUCGGCGAAGACGAAGAGAAACCUGCCUUGCCGAGGCGACCACAAAAGGAAAUUGAACGAGCCCCAUCUCCAGUCACAAAGAAUGGCACACCAGAUCCAAAAGACAUGGAUGAUUUCUGGUCAAGAGAGGCCCAAAGACAACAGGAGGAAUACGAGGCCGAACAGCGGCGUCUGCAGCAACAAUGGGAGGAUCAACAACGUCAACAGAUGAUGGCUCAACAAGAAGCGCAGCGUGCCUUCGAGAAACAGCAGAGAAUGCAGGCCGAGCAGCAGCGAUUGGCACAAGAACAGCUGAUGCGCGAUCAAUAUGCCGCACAAACUCAAGGUCGCAUGGCCGAGCUGGAACGAGAGAACCUCAAUGCUCGCGCGCAAUACGAACGGGACCAGUUGAUGCUGCAGCAAUAUGACCAGCGAAUGAAGGCGCUCGAAGAACAGCUUCAACAACUCAACAGCAACUUCCAGAUGCAGUCCUCGUCCAAGGACGAUCAGAUCGCAUCUCUGCAGGAACAGGUCAACACAUGGCGAUCCAAGUACGAGGCCCUGGCGAAGCUGUACUCUCAGCUGCGACAGGAGCAUCUCGAUCUCUUGCAGACCACCAAAUCACUCAAAUUGAAGGCAGCGUCAGCGCAGGAAGCCAUUGAUCGCCGAGAACGACUGGAACGGGAGAUGAAGACUAAGAAUCUGGAGCUCGCCGACAUGAUCCGAGAACGCGAUCGGGCUCUCCACGAAAAGGAUCGCUCUCAAGGCGGCCACCGCGAGGAACUCGAGAAACUCAAACGAGAAUUGCGCCUGGCCAUUGAACGAGCCGAAACCGCAGAGAGAUCCAAGGGCUCUGAACUGUCGUCCAUGCUAGCCAAGUACAAUCGCGAGAUGGCCGAUCUGGAGGAAGCCGUCCGGACCAAGACCAGACAGCUGGAAGACAUCCGAUCCAAGCACGGUGAGCGCAAUGAGGAUCACGAGGCUGUUCUACGUGAAAAGGACGACGAGAUUGAAAUCUACAAGUCGGGCAUGGAGCAAGCGUUGGAGGAACUGGAGGAGCUCAAGAUGGGUGGUGGCGAGGCUGAUGGUGCUCUGGACGGUGCUAUUGACGAGGUCAUCAAGAGCAACAUAAACAAGAUCAACGACAUUAUCGAUUCCGUUCUCCAAAGCGGUGUCCAGCGAGUGGAUGAUGCCAUCUACGAACUCGAUUCUCCCAUGCAAGCCGGUAAUCAGAACGCGACGGCUCCGUAUGUUUUGUCACAGAUCGAAAAGGCAUCUGCCAGUGCGACCGAGUUCUCCACGGCGUUCAAUAACUUUGUCGCCGAUGGACCCAACAGCGACCAUUCGGACAUCAUCAAGACUGUAUCCGUGUUUGCAGCCUCCAUCGCCGACGUUCUUUCCAACUCCAAGGGUCUCACGCGGUUUGCGACCGAGGAGAAAAAGGGGGAUGAAUUGACCAAUUCAGCUCGACAGGCUGCAUUGGCGACCAUCAACUUUUUCCGCUCUCUGCAGUCCUUCCGCCUUGAAGGGCUCGAACCGAUGCAAAAGUCUGACGUGGUGGUCAAUAGCAACCACGAUGUCUUGAUGAAGUUGCAAAAACUAUCGAAACUUGCAGAUGCGUUGGCACCCAAGGGCAGCAAGCUCAGCACGACCGGCGACCUGGGCGACCUGGUUGAUUCGGAACUCACCAAGGCCGCCAAUGCCAUCGAGGCCGCCGCACAACGUUUGGCAAGGCUCAAGAACAAACCCAGGGACGGAUACAGCACAUACGAACUCAAGGUCAAUGACUCGAUCCUGGAUGCCGCCAUUGCGGUUACGAAUGCGAUUGCACAGCUUAUCAAGGCAGCCACAGAGUCACAGAACGAGAUUGUCCGCGAAGGAUGCGGCAGUUCCUCACGUACGGCAUUCUACAAGAAGAACAAUAGAUGGACCGAAGGUCUGAUUUCGGCAGCGAAGGCGGUGGCUACUUCGACCAACACGCUGAUAGAGACGGCGGACGGAGUCAUCAGCGGACGAAACUCGCCUGAACAAUUGAUCGUUGCGUCGAACGACGUCGCCGCCAGUACGGCACAGUUGGUUGCGGCGAGUCGGGUCAAGGCAAGCUUCAUGAGUAAGCAUCAGGACCGGCUCGAACAAGCUUCGCGAUCGGUGGGUGCUGCGUGCAGGAGCCUCGUCAGGCAGGUGCAGGAUAUUAUUAAGCAACGCCAGAAAGAUGAUGGCGAGGCAGUUGAUUAUGGUAGCCUUAGUGCUCAUGAGUUCAAGGUUAGGGAAAUGGAGCAGCAGGUCGAAAUCCUGCAGCUCAGAAACGCCCUCGACGCGGCACAAGCCAGGCUUGGUGAGAUGAGGAAGAUUUCGUAUAGGGAGGACUAAUUGCCGGAGCGGAACCGCCACUGCGGCUCGGCGAGAUGAGGGCGAGAUGCAGAUGCAGGUGCAUCACCAAGACCACCCUGCCUUGCCUCUGGACCGGGGUCUGGCUGUUUCGGCUCGUUGCCAAAGCUGUCAAAAGGACCGAAUGAUUCCAAACGGGGCUGGCUAUUGAUCGAGAGUGUGGUGGGAAAAUGAAACUUUUGUCAAGAGGUGUUUUUAACCGUCAGAACAGUGCAUGUACGGGUUUAGAGUCACAUAUGUUAUGGUGUGCCUGGUUGAGUCAAAGCAAGCGAGGGAAGCGAACCUCAUGCAGGGUUUCUUACUGGAGUACCAUCCGUUGAAGUGUCGAUAAGGAACUACUUUUGAGAAUACUUGAUAGCGAACUCAUUCAUAAGUGUGUUACUAUCGUAUUGCACAAAUGAUUGUGACCCGAGAUUUGUU